Schistocerca nitens (vagrant locust) is the source of this 1697-nucleotide messenger RNA. RefSeq lists its product as uncharacterized. The coding region runs from base 712 to 1227 and encodes 171 amino acids. The transcript is spliced from 2 exons. The record is from RefSeq and is a predicted model, not a curated record. NCBI's taxonomy places the organism in Eukaryota, Metazoa, Arthropoda, Insecta, Orthoptera, Acrididae.
UUAAAGGAACCACCCCGACAUUUGCCUGAAGCGAUUUAGAGAAAUCACGGAAAACCUAAAUCAGUGUGGGCAGACGCAGCUGCAAAAUAAGGAAGUAGUUCUUGGCGUAAUAUUCAUUUCAAAACUAGACUCUAUAGGUCAAAGUAGGUAUCCUAAUAUUUUGCUACGUGGUGACUUUAAAACGUAGAUUUUUUUUAGUCGUAUGCUGCACUAUUCUUGUGUAGCAUUUCCAGUCAGGUUUACUUCUACAGAGCACAGCAAAACGUUACUAAAGGUACUAUUUUGCUGCGACUGUCCGUCGUAGCGGCGGGCAGUAACCGCCAGCCGUAACUGCCGACCUUCACUGGCUGUGUAUUUCGUUGAGACUGCUGACCGCAGCGGCCACGCCACUCAGUGAGUUACCUCUGUGAAAGGAACACGCACGCGAGUUCGCAACGUGGAUGCUAAUACCGUUCUAGGUUUUUGGCGGACGAGGGAGAAGAAGAGGAAAUUAUUGCAAUGCUUACAAGAUCUUCUCCCCACAGCAUUUUCCAAACACGGAAGAGUGAAGGAAUUUAUGCUAACUUAAAACACCGGUCACUUACGAAACGAUGAAGAGAGGUUCAGAAAUUUCUUUAGACUCAGUUCGAUUUUGUUUUAAGUCUGGUGAAAGAAGAUAUAGCAGGAACAGCUACCAGUGCAGUGCAAACUCCAAUAGAAGCCGACGAAAAAAUGGCAGUGACUUUACAGUUUCUAGCUACAGGGGAGUGUUUCGUGUCCCUUGGAUAUGGUUUCCGGAUGUCACCAAGCUACGUGAGCAUCAUAGUUCGUGAAACAGUAGAAGCUAUGUGCCAACACUUGGCACCUAUCUUCCUGCCUCCUCCAUCUCGAGAAUCUUUCAGGGAAGGCGCUAAAGAAUUCUACACUCUUUGGGGGUUCCCUAACUGCUCUGCUUCGAUUGAUGGGAAACAUAUAAGGAUACGGUGUCCUGUAAAAAGUGGUUCCCUUUUCUGGAAUUACAAAGGGUACUUCUCCAUAGUACUUUUGGCAUUGGUUGAUGCGAACUGUAAAUUCAUUACGAUAGACGUAGGUUCAUAUGGGAAGGAAGGAGACAGUGGCAUAUUUAAUAAGUCAGCAAUGGGGAAAAUGAUCAUGAAGGGAGACGUGUUUCCAGCAGAUGAAAAGCUUCCAUUAACUGACAUCAAGAUGCCAUUUGUUAUAGUAAGCGACGAGGCAUUCCGCUUGUGAAAGCAUAUUCUCAAGACUUACACUCGCUCGUCUGCCCAGCAAAAGCGACCUGCAACUAUAAACUGUCACGAGCAUGCCGAGUUUCUGAAAACGCUUUAGGACUUUUGUGUCAGGUAUUUCGAGUGUUCUACACAAAUCUGAAUCUGCAACCUAAAACAUGUGAUAAACUCGUUACAGCUUGUUGCUGUCUACACCAUCUCCUCAGGGAUGCCUAUUUAGAAAAAAGAGAACGAGAUUUUUAUGAACUUGACCAUGACGUGAGUUUACCACAGAACAUUAUUCCCCUGCCCCGAACAGGGGGAUUCUACUUCUGUGAACCUACAAAUCAAUGAUUACAACCUGGAAAAGAACUAUGGCUCAAAUAAAGGAAAUAAAUUAUUAUUACUAUUCGUAACGACUAUUCUUGUAAUCGUUUGGUGACAGAAAGAAUGGAAGCAUUGUUGUAGCCUCCAUAUUGUACAAUUUGUCAC